This is a messenger RNA of Melanaphis sacchari, 990 nucleotides long. RefSeq names its product zinc finger protein 425-like. The record is from RefSeq and is a predicted model, not a curated record. Lineage: Eukaryota; Metazoa; Arthropoda; Insecta; Hemiptera; Aphididae. The coding region runs from base 95 to 460 and encodes 121 amino acids. The transcript is spliced from 4 exons.
ACAUUCCGUGCUGAGAUAGGCGUUGGGUAUGUUUGAAUAAUUGUGGACGUACAUAUUUAAACAAAAAGAGUCUUAUCCGUCAUUUGAGAUAUGAAUGUGGUGUAAAACGACAAUUUCAAUGCUCUAUGUGCUUCCAACAAUUCAAACUUCAGUGUCAUUUAAAAAAACAUGUAUAACAUCACGUCAAAAAGCUAUUUUAAUGAAUACAAAUAAUUCUGAAUCAAAAGUCCGUUUCUUUUGUUUAAAUAUGUGUGGUCGGAGCUAUAAGAAUAAACAGCAUAUGACCCGUCACAUGACCAGUGAAUGUGGCGUGCAACCAAAAUUUCGAUGUCAAUACUGCAAGAAAUGUUUCACACGAAAACAAACAUUAAAGAUACAUUUAGUAGCUGUACAUAACCGUUCGCCAGAUGAAAUCCUAGGAAACCCUCGUCACUGUUUAAAUUGGACCACUGUUGAUUAAAUGUCAUUAUGUUUUAUCUAUAUGUUUUUAAUCUUUAAUAAUAUUAAACAAACUAAAAUUAUAAUAUACACAUAUUAUGUUAUUUCACAAAAUUAUUAUUUAAUUUGUAUAGUUAUACACAUUUAUUUUAUUUUUGGUUAAAGAAUAUGACAGUAAAAGAGGAUUACCACAUACCCACAUUACUGAGACAUUGUUUCAUUCUUGAUUGACAUGUCAUUACUUACUUAGGUUCUUAGUGUACUAACAAAAAUAAACUUUUUAGAAAUAUUUAAUACCUAAUCUUAGUAAUUAUUAUUGUACUUAAUAAUUGUUUGUUGUACGUGCUACAUAUUACACAAUAUACAUCACUUACAUGUAUACAAUAUGGAUCUUACAAUUGAUUGAUGAUUAUACAGAAAAAUCUCUACACCGUCAUCAGUAACCUUUCAUUGUGCAAAUAAUGGCAUAGUUAAGAUUUACUGUCCAAAAUGUAACAAUAUAUAUGGAAGUAACAAAAGUUUGUUUAUACAUUUAAUGUAUGAAUGUGCAAG